GCCACAUGUACAGUUUGUCUAUCUCUGUCGCUGAUGAGGGAUUCACAUGUGAUAAAUGCAGGGAAACAGUUAGGCUGACAGAAGAUUUCAGAAUUAGAGACACGCAUCCAAACUUUAAUUGAGGACAGUAAGAAUGUUAGGGCUCUAGAUAUGGCUUUGGAUGCGUCUAGCUCAGGGAUUCCUGUACAUUGUCCGGUUCCAGCAGAGCCCCUGCAGCAGGGCAACUGGGUGACGGUGAGGCAGCAUAGUCGUGGGUCAAAACACCGCUCUUCUGUUCCGAUCAAAACAUUAAACAGGUUCUCCCCACUCAGUGAUGCACCCACUGAGAAACCUGAUGAAAGUGCUCUAGUUAUUGGCGAUUCUAUUGUACGGAACGUGAAUAUAGAGACACCAGCCACCAUAGUCAAAUGUUUACCGGGAGCCAGAGCGCCUGACAUCUUGGCAAAUUUAAAAGUGCUGGCUAAUGCUAAACGUAAAUACAGUAAGAUUGUUAUUCAUGCCGGCGCUAAUGAUGUUCGACUUCGCCAGUCGGAGAUCACUAAAAAUAACUUUAAAGAGGUGUGUGAACUUGCAAGCACGAUGUCAGACACUGUAAUAUGCUCUGGUCCCCUCCCUGCUUACCGUGGUGAUGAGAUGCAUAGCAGAUUGUCAUCACUCAAUGGCUGGAUGUCUAAGUGGUGCCCACAGAAUAACAUAGGUUAUAUAGACAAUUGGACGAGCUUUUGGGGCAGACCUGACCUGUUUAAAAGAGAUGGUCUUCAUCCCUCCUGGGGUGGCGCCACUCUUCUGUCUAGAAAUAUGGCAAAUAGUCUUAGUGUUUAUACUUGACUAACUGGGGCCCAGGUCAGGAAGCAGACAGACUGGCUAAACCGACCGUCUGCUAGCUGCCUCCCGUCACAGAGGUCAGUUAAUUCUCAGCACAUAGAGACUCUUUCACCUAGAUAUCACACUAUAGAGACUGUGUCUGUUCCACGAACUAGAAAAUACAAAAAACGUCCAAACCAAGUUAAGGUUAACAAUUUAAUUGAGGUUCAACAAAUAAAAAACAAAUGCAAUAUGGAUAAACAAAUGAUAAAGAUUGGCUUAUUGAAUAUCAGAUCCAUUUCUACGAAAACACUUUUUGUAAAUAAUAUGAUAACUGAUCAUAAUAUAGAUGUGCUCUGCUUGACAGAAACCUGGCUAAAACCUGAUGAUUACAUUAUUUUAAAUGAGUCCACCCCCCAAGAUUAUUGUUAUAAACACGA
This is a messenger RNA of Carassius gibelio (silver crucian carp), 1244 nucleotides long. RefSeq lists its product as uncharacterized. The transcript has a single exon. Bases 151 to 828 code for a protein of 225 amino acids. NCBI's taxonomy places the organism in Eukaryota, Metazoa, Chordata, Actinopteri, Cypriniformes, Cyprinidae. The record is from RefSeq and is a predicted model, not a curated record.